This is a messenger RNA of Rangifer tarandus platyrhynchus (Svalbard reindeer), 1410 nucleotides long. Lineage: Eukaryota; Metazoa; Chordata; Mammalia; Artiodactyla; Cervidae. The record is from the annotation of a GenBank genome assembly.
AUGAGCAAGGUUCAGGGCUCUGUGUCAUUCGAGGACGUGGCUGUGGGCUUCAGCCAGGAAGAGUGGCAGCUCCUGGGCCCAUCUCAGAAGGCCCUGUGCUGGGACGUCAUGUUGGAGAACUACUGCAACCUAGUGUCAAUAGGAUAUCAGGCUCCCAAACCAGAUUCACUCUUUCAGUUGGAACAAGGAGGACCCCCGUGGAAGGUCAAGGGAGCAGCCCUGAGUCCAACCUGCCCAGGUGAGCAUUCUGUAUGGAUUCCAGGUGCCUUCUUUUGGGCUUCCCUGGUGGCUCAGAUGGUAAAGAAUCUGCCCACAACGCAGGAGACCUGGGUUCGAGUCCUGGGUCAGGAAGAUGCCCUAGAGAAGGAAGUGGCUACCCACUCCAAAGGUCGCAGCUCAUGGUCCACCAGAGAAGUCACACAGGAGAGAAACCCUGCGGGAUGUGGUGAGUGUGGAAAAGCCUUCAGCCGGAGGUGCCAGCUCAAGAGACAUCAGCGCUCUCACACCGGAGAGAAAUUAUAUGGCUGCGGUGCGUGUGGGAAGGCCUUUUCCCAAAAGGCUUACCUCAUUGCCCAUCAGAGACUCCACACAGGAGAGAAGCCCUACGAGUGCUGCAAAUGCAAAAGAAUCUUCUUUUUUAAGUCUGACCUGACCAAGCAUCAGAGAAUUCACACAGGAGAGAAACUGUAUGAAUGCAGCAAAUGUGGGAAAGCUUUUCCUUGGAAAUCAAAGCUCAGCUUACAUCAGAGGACUCAUUCAGGAGAAAGACCCUUCAGAUGUGGAGUUUGUGAUAAAGCCUUCAUGGUGAAAGCACAUCUCACUGUACAUCAGAGAACUCACACGGGAGAGAAGCCAUACAAAUGCUCCGACUGUGAGAAAGCCUUCUCAAAAAAGGCUCAGCUCCUGAUUCAUCAGCGAAUCCACACAGGAGAGAGACCAUAUAGAUGCAGUGAGAAACCCUUCAAAUGCAGUGCAUGUGUUAGAGCCUUUACGUCAAAAGCACAUCUCGUUAUCCACGAGAGAGUUCAUACAGGAGAGAGACCAUAUGAAUGCGCAAACUGUGAGAAGGCCUUCUCCACUAAGGCGUAUCUCAUGAUCCAUCAGCGAAUUCACACAGGAGAGAGACCGUAUGGAUGCAGUGAAUGUCCACAGGCUUUCAUCCAGAAGUCAGGUCUCACUAACCACCUAAAAAAUUGUCAUGCCAAAAGAAUUCAUACAGGAGAGAAACCAUAUGAAUGCCCCCACUGUAAGAAAGCAUUUACUACCCUGUCAGCUCUUAUCAGUCACCGGAGAACUCACACAGGAGAGAGGCCCUAUGGAUGCAAUGAAUGUCAGAAAGCCUUCUUUCGGAAAUCAGUGCUUGCUAAUCAUCAGCGAACUCAGCAUAGAGGAAAAUCCUGUGCACAGUGA